This is a messenger RNA of Perkinsus marinus ATCC 50983, 378 nucleotides long. RefSeq lists its product as hypothetical. The coding region runs from base 1 to 378 and encodes 125 amino acids. NCBI's taxonomy places the organism in Eukaryota, Perkinsozoa, Perkinsida, Perkinsidae. The record is from RefSeq and is a predicted model, not a curated record. The transcript has 5 exons.
AUGAAGUUUCACGGGAUAAUUGAGAUUUUGGAGGGUUUGAUUGGCCACUCGAAAGCUCGGCUGAGCUCUUUGAUGAUUUCGGGAAAUAAUUUAACUGAUGAAUUCACGAAAUGGCUGUCGCGGGAAGUUGGGGAGAAUUCGAAUGACGAUAUAUUUACGGCGGUUAAAGAGAUUGAUCUGUCGUAUAAUUAUUUGACUUCUGGUGGUGUUGAGAUGCUCACGAGAGCUCUACCAGAUUUGAGGAAAUUGGAUGUACGUAUGAACAUGAUUGAGAACGCGGGGAUGUUUCGAGGGAAUCGAAUUAUUGAGAUCUUCCCACAGAGGAUGGACAGAAAGGGAACAAAUGAGUCACCAUUGGUUACUAUUAGUAACCAAUAG